GGGCUGGCCUAGCUCAUGGGGGGCAGACGCGUGGGGUGCAGAGAUGCCCCCGCGCUGCAGGCAUCUUCCUGCAAAGGGUGUGUCCCACCUCUUUUUUCAGUAGAGCUGCUUAACUGCCAUAAAACAGGUGGAGUCAGAGGAAUACCUUCAGGAAGUCACAUACUUCAUGUGUAUCCUCGUAAUCUGCCAUCUCACGCACUGCAACACAUUGUGUUAGCAGGACAUCUGGACAUAAAGGAUCAAGCUUCCAGUGAGCCAAAGAAAAGAAAAGGUGGCUGGCCUAAAGGGAAGAAAAGGAAACCUCCAAAGGAAUUUUCAGCUCCUCAAGCCCCUACAACAGGGUAUGUAAUAUUCUUGAAUGAGCGGAGAAUUAAAACGAAGGCCAAACAUCCAGGUUUGCCUUUUACUGAAAUAACCAAGAUGCUGGCUGCUCAGUGGUCUCAACUUUCUCAAGCAGGAAAGCAAAAAUAUAUUAAAGAAGCAGAAAAGGAUAAGCAAAGAUAUAUGAAAGAAUUGAAAGCCUAUCAAGACUCUGAAGCCUAUCAAGCUUUCUUAGAGAGAAGAGCAGUUCACAAAGUGAAGACCCUGUGUGGAACAGGAUCUUUAGGAAGUAGAUCUGAGAAUGAAGCUCUUGCUUUGUCAACAAUAGAUACAGAUGAAAGCGAUGACCUGUAUUGUCGGACAUGUAACCAGUUUUUCAGUUCUUUUCAUAACAAGAAAGAACACCUUAUGGGAAAGCAACACUUACAGAAUUUAACAGGGGAGUUUGAGAAAGAAAUGGCUGAAUUCUCUAAACAUCAGAAACUGCAAAAAGAGAAGGAGGAAAAAGACGAGUCAGAAGAAGAAAUUGACUCUACAGAUGUGUUUCAGUUUGGGGGCCUGACCUCCCAGAAGAACUUUGCUUCAUCUGAUUUUUGUUUUUUGCAGGAGUUUAUCUUCAGACUUCUGAAAUUUAAAGAGUUUGAACUUUGUGAACUGAAAAGAAGUUUGAGAAAGGCAUAUGAAGACCAGGAAAGUUUAAAAAAGCAGCUGGAGGAUCUGAAGAAUCAGCAGUUGAAGUUGGAAAUGGAUUUUGCAUCUAUAAAGGCAUAUAGCGGUACUUUAGAAAAAGAGUUUGAAAAUUUAAAUAUGGUUCCAAUGCUGUUCCAGUUUCAUCUGCAAAUAGUGGACACGAAGAGUGAAAUUUAAGAUUUGAAAAGAUGGGAAAAUGCUAACAAACAUCAUCCCUCUUCCACGAAUAUUUUCCCAAGUCUUUAUUAUUUUUAGGUAGCCUUCUGUGUUCAAAGGGUUUUCUUCAGAAACACAUAAAAUAUAACUGGUAUUAAAUGAUUUACUGAAUAUAAUUAUUUUUGUUUAUGGCUGUUUUAUGGUAAACUCAAUCAUAUAAAACUAGUGGUUGUGUUUCAUAAGCUGUUGUGUUAAAGUAAUAAAUUGCAGUCACUUUAUAUUCUCCUUAACCCUGAAGCAUAAACCAAUAUACCCUUUCAGCUAAUGCUGUAAAUUACACUCCUCUGCUCUGAAGUUUGAAAAUAAAAAUAGCUAGGAUGGGAAAGAUGUGUAUGAUGAUAUGGUCUUCUAGGUUCUUGCAAAAGUCUUUACCAGGAUGGCGACUAUAGGCAUUUGAGGGAAGAAUAAAUCAGGACGCUUGUUUGGUCACAGUCACAGAGUUCCUGAUGGAUGGAAGGCUCAGAAUGUACUGUGUACAACUUCUGGACCCUUUUUUCAUGUUAUAUUCAGCAGAAAGUAUUUGUGAAGCUUUGCUCCUAUAUAACCUUUUGGGGGGAGCGUGAGUUGAAGGAGAAUGCACUGUUAGGUUCUACUUUCAUAGGACUUAUAGAAAUUACUACAUGAUGGAAAACUGAAGGUCCAAUUCUGGGAUGGAUUCUGCUCACUGAAAACCCACAAGAACAUUUGAUGUGACAUGUAAAUAUGAAGCAUAAAAUUGUGAUUUGCUUUCAGCCCAGCUGUAAAGGUGAAGGGUGUUCUUUAAAAUCUACGUUAGAUGAUGUUUUACUGGUAGAACUUUGCAAUUGCAUCUUUAUUGUAGAAAUGACUUCUAGUCAUAGGUGUCUGUAUUACUUGUUUUUAUGAUAAUCAUGUCAUCUGUCAGAUUUUGUUUUCCUAACUGUAAAAUGAGGAUACUUAACUUGUUUCAAGGAUGUUGAAGAUUAAUUAGUUAAUGAACCCAAUGCUGCAAAAUUCCUGCUCAUGUGAGUAAUACUAUUGAUAUCAAAGUGAUUCCUCACAAGAGUAAUGGCUACUCAUACAAGUAAGGGCUUUUCAGGAUAAACACUGAGUAGAAGUACUUUUAUUAAUUUUAUAAUGUAAUAGUACUCUUUUCCUUUAUUAAAAUUGUUUUUAUAGAUCUGGUCUGCAGCACUGAGCAUGUACUAUGGGACAAAUAUUACAGCCCUUACUCACAUGAGUAUUCACACUUAGUAAAGGCUACUGUGUUGGCCCCUGUGUAUAAGAAGCACACUGUUAAAUUAUACCCCAAAAAAAAUGAUAUUGUGUUAGCAGUAACAGUAUAGAAUAGGGGGGAAAUCGAGUAUACUGCAUAUUAAAAUGUUUCUGUAAUAAAAGGUCUAUUUUUCUGAUAGACCUGGUCAAAAAUGAGAUGCAAUUUUCAUAAGGUUGACAAAAAAUUCAUCCUGUGGCUUUUCAUUGGAAUUUCUUUGAAAAGUUUCAUCGAAAUGGUGAAUUUUGAAAAAGUUUGACCAUCUCUGUGUAUGAUGGGUGAGACACAUAAUAUUGGAGGCUAAUACCAUCUCCUUAUUUAAUUGCAAUGGGGGUGUGUAGAGUCUUCCAGCAUAUCUCUGGACAUUCAGUUCUAACUCUACAGUAUACUUUAAUUGAAUUUAAAAAGCAUCAUGAUACUCAACCAAAAAAAGUGGGGGGUGGGGUUACUGUGUAAGAUCACUAUUGCAAGUUGCUGAGCUGUCUAAAACCCCAUUGACUUCUGUGCAAGCUGGAGGUGGUCAAUACCUCUUGGGAGAGAGUCAGCACCUUGCAGGAUUGGGGACUGAGAUCUCAAAUUGACAUCAGGGAUUGUUUCCUAUUAAAAUACUGUUUUAGAAACAAAGCACCUGUAAUAUCCCAAACUUAGACAACAUUAUUUGCCUUGUUUCAGAGUAGCAGCCGUGUUAGUCUGUAUUCGCAAAAAGAAAAGGAGCACUUGUGGCACUAACAAAUUUAUUUGAGCAUAAGCUUUCGUGAGCUACAGCUCACUUCAUCAGAUGCAUUCAGUGGAAAAUACAGUGGGGAGAUUAUUUGCCUUGAGUUCAAAAUACAAUGCACUUUCUCUGAUACAGAAACAGAAGAUUAAAAUGACAAAGGACAAGUCCUCAUCUUAGUUUUGCCCCCCUGCCCUUUGGACAGGAAACCUGCCCAAUAAUUCCAUCUUGUGACUGUUCUUACUUAUUGGUGCCCCGUUCAGUAGGUAUAACAUGGUCUUUGACAGAAAAGCAAAAGGACCUUUUCCCUUCCCCAAGGUGUCUACAAUAUAAUUAUCCAUUCAAAUUUAAUUACAGAAUGGCUAAAUUAUUCUUAAACAAUACCACUGUGUUUUCUGGUAGACUCUUGCACAUGUAAAUAACCAUGGAUUAAAGUGGGUUCAUGGGGGGAAAUGAUGGUCUGAGUGACAGAGCAGCUGGCUGGGACCUAAAAGUAAAGAGAGCAGGUACCUCCACUCAUACAUAAGGAAUUUUAUUUGGCCUAAUUGAGGUGCUGUGCUAGUAGGAAUUAGUCCAUGUGUGAAUUGUUUGUACUUUGCUUUCAUUGUUUAGACAGUUCAGUGUAAUGACUUUUCCCCAGAGACUUUACUCUAUUACAGGUUUUACUUCCCAGUAGAGGGUUUUUCAAGCAAAGUUUUGUCUCCAAGGUUAAUGCUGGAGGAGGUUUUCCCUUGGGACACUCCAAAAAGAUUGGGGCUUUGGAGCCGGGAAUGAAGAAGUUGAGUUAACCCAAUUAAAUCUUCCAGGAGGGGGUUCCUGUGUGUCUGGAAACCCCUUUUUUAUUGAGAAUCUGAAUUAAAUAUGCUGGAAGUAGAGGAAUUUAGCGUGCAGUAUUUUGUGAGUUUGUAUUACUAACUGUGUGUGUGUGUGUGUGUGUGUGCGCGCGCAUAAUAAACACUUGUGCACUGAUUGGUCUUUUUUCUUUGGGGACUAUUUAAUUUUCCUCCAUAACAGAAUACCAUACACUCAAGCCUCCACAUCUCACCUGCCUUCUGAGGCCCUCCCCUCAUUUCUUAAAUAAAAAAAGUUGUAAACAUUCAGUGCACCGCACAGAUUUGUUGCUUGUGUGUUUGUUUGCUCAUAUGAUAUAUUCCAUAUGUUUUGCAGAUAAUCUAGAUUGUUGUUCUUUGGUCAAGGACCAUGUCUUUCUGAUUGUUCUGUAAGAUACGCCACUCCAAAACAAUAAUCCAUUCAAAUGGCAUGGUGGCAUCAUCAGAUAAAGUUUCUGAUGUAAGUAUUACCUCUAUUCUAAAAUAAAGGAGUCUGCUGUUUUAAUUUGAUAACUUUAAAAAGAGCAAUUUAUAUUUUUAAUGAGGGGAAAAGUUUCCUCUAUUGUAAGCAUUAACUCAUAGUAUGUGUGUAAAUAUUAAACAGUUUUAUUAUACAGGUGAAAAAGGGAUGUGAAUUAUCCAUACUUUAUAUAAAUAAGACACUGUAGGUAUUUAUUCUGUCCAGUGUCAGAUUAUUUGUAAAUAUGCAAUAAACAUUUGAUCUUU
Chelonia mydas (Green sea turtle) is the source of this 4729-nucleotide messenger RNA. RefSeq names its product SWI/SNF-related matrix-associated actin-dependent regulator of chromatin subfamily E member 1-related. Gene Ontology annotation, cellular component: nucleus. The record is from RefSeq and is a predicted model, not a curated record. Gene Ontology annotation, biological process: regulation of gene expression. The transcript has 12 exons. Lineage: Eukaryota; Metazoa; Chordata; Testudines; Cheloniidae. The coding region runs from base 16 to 1188 and encodes 390 amino acids.